AUGGCCGAGGUGCAGGCGGAAGUCCACACGUUUUGGCCCUCUAGGGCCGCUCUUUCUCUCUUGGCGGCUGGGCUCUCGAUGGUGGCCUCCCAGGCCGGGGUGGCAUCGAGCGUGUUUCGCUCACUAGCAGUGAAGGAGUUCCUGCACUCGCCCAGUGGGGGGAGGGGCUUGAUAUGUUUUUUCCAGGACCCUCUCUUUGUAGUCCGAGGCGAGGUGCAGAAAGCGGUGAAUACGGCCCGUGUGUACCGGCGCUGGGGUGAGCUCCUGCGGGGAAGCGCUGUAGCUGGGCGGGAAGAGCUCGACUGGACCGCCAAUGAGCGCCGAAACGGCCUGCAAAGCAUUGAGUGGGACCUCGGGAACCUGGAAGAAAUGGUCGAUGUGCUGGGAGAUCAACAGCUGGAAAUGGUGUUUGGGAGCAUCCAGGUUCUGAAACACAUGUUGGGUCAUGUUGGGGAGGAGGGCCAUGGCAUUGGUGGCAUACUGGAUGCCUUUACUCAUGAACUAGACCACAGAGUCUCAGAUGGAUGGGUCCUCAGAAAGAUGGCUAGUGUCCCACACGAUGAGUGAUGAGUUCUCUUUGGUAGGGUUUAAAGCCUGGGAUGUGAGUAGGAGGGAGUAGCUGGUGGUGCCUUGUCUUCUUGACUUCUGACCCUUUUGUCUUCAGACAACAAUGGUGUGCCAUUGUGGUGCUUGUGUGGUUUUUCCGGUCCUGAUUCUACUCCCCUUUCUCUGACUUGGGAUGUCCCUGUCUACUGGAAAGAGGGAGUGAACCUGGAGGGCCAACCCAAGGAUCUCUUCCAGAACUAGUAGGAUCUUUAGGCCCUAGGUUGGACCCUGAGCUUCUGACACUGCAUUUAUAGGGUGAUGAUUUGGGAAGACCUUGCACAAACUGCCCCAAAUCUACCCUCCUCCUUGCCUUCUAAUCGUUCCAAUAGAAAUAAAAUCCAGUAUUAAAUUUAAAAAUAUAUAAAUAAAUAAAUAAAAUGUACCGUACAGCGUUGAUUCAAGCUUUGGAUGUUCUCUUUUAGAAGGCUUUUCUAAGCUUCCUGCUCACUCUCCGGUAUCUGUGUAUGUUGGGAAUUCAAGUGCCAAUAUUUGAUACAGAAAAGAUUUUGGUCUCUUUUUUAAAAAAAGUCUAUUGUUAGUGUGUAGGCACAUGUUCCAUGCGACAUGAGGUCACAUAACUUUGUGAAGUGAGUUCUUUCCUACCUUUACAUGGCUCUGGGGAUCCAAGACAGGUCACUAGGCUUGUGUAGCAAGUGCCUUUUUCUGAUGAGCCAUCCCACUUGCCUCAAACUAUUUCCCAAGGGCUGAGUAUGGGCUUUCUUUUCCUAUACCACAAUAUAAGCUCCUGGUCUCAGCGAAACAUAGGAUUGGAAGGCAGGGGCCAAAGGGUCAUAAGUCAUAGGCCAACCUAAGCUGUUAGGGAGCUGUUUCAUAAAUCACAAACCAAACCAACCUUCUAAUCCCAGGUGCUCCUGGUAAUUUUCAUUAUCUUCACAAGAAUGUACCCCUACAGACAAACUCCUCACAGAGGGGGGUAGGCUUGGGCUAGUCUGAUGGCACAGAGAAGGCCAGUGACUUGAUGAGACCUGAGCACCAAACCCCCAACGUCCUCUUUAGAAGACUUUUAAGUAGCCCAGGCUACUCUCAGACUUGCCAUGUCUUGCUUUCAACCCCUCUGGGUGUGAGCCACUAUGGUUUCCCCAUGCUUCUUUGUUCUUCUGGCCUCUUGGGAUCCUGGGACUCAGUGCCUUCUGCAUGCUCCUCUGCCACAGAGCCCCUGGCUGUUUUCCAGGUGCACUUGUGCUCCUGGUGGGUGGCCAGCACAUCCCUCUCCAGUGAGCACAGCACAGCAGGGCUGUUACAAAGGCGUCUUCUUUAUUCUUAUCAGCAUCACUGACUCUCAGGGUUCACAUUUCCCAACACCGCUCCUCUCCGUACAGUAGUUAAUGUGCAAUCUCACUUGUGGGCCUGGGAGGGGUGGGGGCUUGGCUCUGGGUGGGGAGGGCAUUGGCACUUCACAUGGGCCAGUGGGUGAUGGCCUGUCCCCAUGAGAGGCAUGGUUGGGUGGGAGGGUGGCCACUGGGUUUGCCCCUAGUUGUCUUUCCUGCUAGGUGGGUUACUUUGUCACUCUCCUGGGUACUUGGGGUGGGGAGCAUGCAGCUCUCAGGAGGGCAGGGCAAGCAGCUGACCGCCAGAGGAGGGGCGCAGGGGUGGCUCCUGAGGUAAGGCACAACCCUGUCUUUGGCUCUCCUAGUGAGUAGUUUUCUCCCCUGCACCCCUGGCUUUAUACCUCCCCCACCCCAAGCCCCGGGAGUCAGGGCCACCUCCUGAGGUGCUUGGAACCAAUGGGCUCUGCUGCCCACUCUACUACAAGACCUCUCAGUCCCAUGGAGCUGCCCCCUUACUAAUUCUGGGCAGGGAGCACAGCCUGCCCUCACCAUGGCCAGGCUCAGCUGCUUGCCAAGUUACCAGGAGAUUGUGCUUUGGGAUCUUCGCUGGGGGAGGUGGGACAACAGGCCAGGGCAAGGGUGGAGGGAGGGGGUAUGACUAAGGUGCUUGUGCUUUAGCUAGGGGUGUCAACUCCCCUCCACUUGGCCACCCAGGGCUAAGGUACUGGGGGCCAAGUCAGACCCAACACCCCACCCUCACCAUCAGAUGUUAAGAGGGACCCUGGCAGAUUAGAGGGUGCUGCUGGCCUGGAGGCAGGUCUCCAGAUCUGACUCAAAAGGCUCCAUCCCACCUUCUCCAAUCCUGCAACCCCCUGCCUCUGAAGAGGCAGCUAGAAUGCAGAGUUGGGAAGAGGGAGGGAGGUCAGGGCUAGAACAGAACCAGUGAGAUGGUGAAAUGACAUUAAUGGAGGGGGUAACAAAAACCCUGUGCUCACAUAUUAAACUCAGAAACCCAAGAGCUUGCUCCUGGAGAGUUAGAGUGGAAAGGAACGGCCAGAGAAAGCUCCACAAACCACCAACAAUGGAUGUGGACCCUGCCCUGCCUCAUCCCCCAGGAGUGGGCUCAGCCAACUGGGGACCUGUGAACACCCU
Molecule: messenger RNA, 3047 nt
Organism: Peromyscus californicus insignis
Lineage: Eukaryota; Metazoa; Chordata; Mammalia; Rodentia; Cricetidae
Gene: Stx10
Product: syntaxin 10
Biological process (GO): Golgi vesicle transport
Cellular component (GO): membrane
Source: RefSeq, a predicted model, not a curated record